Messenger RNA from Cherax quadricarinatus, 5157 nucleotides. Lineage: Eukaryota; Metazoa; Arthropoda; Malacostraca; Decapoda; Parastacidae. The record is from RefSeq and is a predicted model, not a curated record.
GUAUGGUUCUGUCUUGUCCACACACUAGUGUAUGGCCCUGUCUUGUCCACACACUAGUGUAUGGCCCUGUCUUGUCCACACACUAGUGUAUGGUUCUGUCUUGUCCACACACUAGUGUAUGGCCCUGUCUUGUCCACACUAGUGUAUGGCCCUGUCUUGUCCACACACUAGUGGAUGGCCCUGUCUUGUCCACACACUAGUGUAUGGCCCCUGUCCUGCCCACACAAUAGGUUUUGAAAUGUAUCCUCUGCGGAUAUGUUUCAUGACCUACCACGGAUACCCAAAACUGCGGAUAAUAGCGAACCCUAUACAGCCUCUCCUUACUUAGUGGCGUACUGAUUACUCGAACUUACAAUGGGCUCUCUGACCAGUACGCAUACCUAAAUAAUGUAUAUUAGAGCUGAUAUCCUCUAUUCUGUUUAUUACAAUAUACAUACAGAAAAUCCUAGAGGGAAUAGUACCAAAUUUGCACACGAAAAUCGCUCCCUAUGAAAGCAAACCCCUGAAGGGUGAAGGGCUCUUGAUCUAGGAAAUUGGAUCUGUGCUCCAGUUCCCUGAAUUAAGCCUGAAUACCUUCUAUCUCCCUCCCACAUGUGCUGUAUAAUCCUAUGGGUUUAGUGCUCCCCCAUGAUUAUAACAAUAAUAAUAAUAUGAAAGCAAAAGACUCAAUCAGCGAUGCAACGUUCCCCCAAUGAAAAGCAGGGGCGCGACUAGCAUGAUAAGAGACAACACAGUAAGUGUCAACAGCCCAAAACUGUUCAACUGCUUCCUAGCAUACAUAAGGGGGAUUACCAGUAGACCCCUGGCUAUCUUCAAGAAGGCGUUGGACAGGCACCUAAAGUCAGAACCUGAUCAGCCGGGCUGUGGUUCAUAUGUUGGUUUGUGUGUGGCCAGCAGUAACAGCCUAGUUGAUCAGGCCCUGAUCCACCAUGAGGCCUGGUCACAGACUGGGCCAUGGGGGCAUUGACCCCCAAAACCUUCUCCAGGUAUAUUCCAGGUACAUUCCAGUACACUGUUGUAUAAACAUUUAAAAAUACAGCCCCUCCUCACUUAGCGACAUACUCGUUUACUGUCUCGGACUUACGACGGGCUCUGACCAGUAUUCACACCUAAAUAAUGUAUAUUAGAGCUGAUUUGCUCUGUUCUCUUUAUUUCAAUAUACAGUACACUACUGUAUAAACAUUUAAAAAUAUACCAGAAAUGUUAUAAAUGGUGCAAAGGUGACAGUAAAACGAUAUCAGAGAUUGUUGACACCAACUCACUACCAUUAUAGUAUGCUCCUCACUUGGCAAUGAAUUUGUUUAAUGACGUGGUCUCAGAAACGGAACUCCGCCGUUAAGUGAGGAGAGGCUGUAUACUAAAAAUGUUAUAAAUGGUCUAAAGGUGACAUUAAAGCAAUAUCAAAGAUAGUUAACACAAACCCACUACCAUUAUAGUAUGUUCCUUGUUUAGUGAUGAAUUUGUUACUGACAUGGCCUUAAGAAUUGAACUCCAUUGUUAAGUGUGGAGAGGCUGUAUAUAAAUUGUUUUUGUUUACAUAUGUAUCUAUGAAGUUUAAUUGAUAAAUUAUGCACAAUAAGUCGAGAAUUAGCACUUUUUCACUGAUGGGAAGCACUUCAUCGCUUCUCUAAGGCUUUAAAAAAUUUGCCAUCACUGCUUUUGUGCUUUGUGGCCAUUAUUAAAUAAAAUUAAGAGUUAUUUUUGGGUCACAGUAAACCAUGGAUAAUUGAAACCACAGAAACUGAACCCACAGAUAUGGGGGUUAAGAAAUAAGAUUUUAUUAAGAUUUUUAACCAUGGAGGGUUAGCCACCCACGAUAACCCAAGAAAGGCAGUGUGUCAUCGAGGGAUUGUCUGUCUUAUUUCCACUGGGGUCCUCAAUCUUGUCCCCCAUGAUGUUACCUACACCAGUCGACUAACACCCAGGUACCUACUUGUUUACUCGGUGAAUGGGGGGACAACAGGUGUAAGGACACAUGCCCAAUGUUUCUAUCCUUGCCACAGACUGAACUAUGGACACUCAGCGUGUGAAGCAAGAACUCUGUCUACCAGGCCAUGGGUCACUGUAUAAAAUAUUAUAUAUUACAUUACUGUAAUUUUUUCUUUUAUUUUGAUCUCUGAAUAAGGGAUAAAAGUAUCACUGAUGAUGGGGACCUCAGUGGAAAUUAGUUCCGGUGUUCGAUUUUAAUGAAUCAUUCUAGGUUGUCAUAAUAUUUUUUUCUAUAAAAUAUGCCUAUAAUAGUAACUUUUUUCUUAAUGCAGUCCUAGUGUGAAUUUAUAAUACAGGAUGUGUGGGGGGUGGUUCAGCAGCCAGUCAGCGGUGGGAACAAAUGUCUUUGUGGUAGCAUCUCAGCCGGCAGCAGCGUUUGUACUGCAGUUUAUUGUUUCCGUGUCAGUCUGAAGCUGGCAUGUGUGUUGCCCCCACACCAACUCAGCAUUAUUUACCAUUCAUAACUACAUUUGUGAUUAAAUUACAUCACCUUUUUGUGUUAUCAAGUCAUCAUGCCCCCCAAAGUGCGCAGUAAACAGGCAAUAUCUCUGAAGAUCAAGCAAGAGAUUGUGAAUAAGCAUGAUAAAGGAAUAAGGAUUAGUGCAUUGGUGAAUGAGUAUGGCUUUCCACAAUCAACCAUCUCUACUAUUAUCAAGCAAAAAGAAAUUAUAAAGAAUAUUAAAGUGGCUGACGAAUCUAAGCUAGUGAAAAAAGGCAGAGAAAUUAUCAUAGAGAUGGAAAGACUGUUGUUACUGUGGAUAAGAGAGAAGCAGAUGAAGGGAGAUACAGUGCCUGCAAGUUAUAUCUGUGAACGUGCAAGACAAAUUUAUGAUGAAUUAAAACAAGAUUCGCCCUCAAGUACUGAUGCUACUCCAUUUGAUGAUUUUAAAGCUAGCAAAGGGUGGUUUGAGGGUUUCAAGAAAAGGGCCAAUAUUAAAAGUGUUGUGAGACAUAGUGAGGCUUCCAAUGCUGAUAAGGAAGCUGCUGAGGCUUUUCACCACCACCCCACCAACUCUUCAAAUCCAAGAAUAUUGAAAUAUAUGAAGAUGAGUGAUGGAAUGGUAUCAUUAUCAUGGGAUAAUCACACAGCAACAUUCUUUCACUUCCUCUCAACACUCAGGAAAAAGGAGAGAUACGCAGAUGUGACUGUAGCAUGUGAUGGGAAGUUCUAUAAAGUACACAAGUUAGUAUUAUCAGCAAGUAGUGAAUAUUUUGAGAAAAUGUUUGAAAACACCCCAUGUAAACACCCAGUUAUUGUGUUGAAAGAUAUACAAACUGAUGAACUAGAAGCUCUCUUAAGCUACAUGUAUGAAGGAAGUGUGAGUGUAGCUAAGGAAGGUUUAACACGGUUAAUUAAAGCAGCAGACAUGUUGAGCAUAAAAGGACUACCUGCUCCUGAUGAAGCUUCCGUAUCAGAAAUAUAUAUUAAACGAGCAGCUCAAUCACAAAGUGCCUUGGACAGUCAAAGUAGUCCACAUUUGAAACGAAAACAUGAAGAGAGCAACACAUCUUUGCAAGGAAUAGAAACCUCAACUGCACUUCCAACCUUCCCUGUUGUAUCUCCAUUACUUAGUGACUGUGAGAGCCAGCAGUCUACAUUAAAAACACACACUGAUAGUCAGUGGAUGAAUCUAGUGUCUUCAGAAAGAAAGGAACAAACAGUAGCCCACCCUUCGGAUGUUUAUACAACUAACACUCACAAAGAGCAAACAGUAGCCCACUCAGUGGGUGACUUUACAGUUAUCACUCAUAAGAAGGAAAUGUUAUCCCACCCAGUGGGUGACUACAGAGCUAUCAUCCACAAGAAGCAAACCCUAUCCAGUCCACUGGGUAACCAUACUACUAUCACUAAAGAGAAGCAAACUCUAGCCUAUCCACUAGAAGACAGACGGGCUGACCACACAGCUAUCAACUUCUCACUAACUCCUCCCAAAGAUGAGGUAACAGUAGAUGAAAUUGAAGUCAAAGAAGAAAUAGUCGAUUAUGUAGACAACAGUAAAAGCGAUAAUGUGAACUCGACGAUGGACUAUGGGUCUAUAAGAAGUACAGACGCUCCCUCAAACCGAAUGUUAUCCAAAAAACUUGAACCAGAAAUCACUUCAUCACAAGACAAAACACAGCCACUGCCAGGUGCUGUUGUAAUGGCUUUAAUGGGACACUCAGGAAUGCAAGGUGAAAUCACUCUCCAACAUUCAGGGGUAGAAGCUUGUAGACCUAUAUCAGAAGUUCAAACAAUUCCUACUGAGCAACUACAUACAUUUGUCUUACCCUUGAACACUGCUGAACAGUCCACUACAGUCAGCAGAUAUCUGCUUCCAAAUCUUUCAGAAUGGCCUUCUAAUUCCAACAUUUCUCUUCUUAAUAUUAAUGAAGUUGUCAAGCCAUCGAACACUGCAAGGAAACCUCCUGCUGUCAAAAGACGUUUGCUUCCAAAAUUGUCAGAAUCACCUACUUUUGAACCAGCCAGUAGUCAGGAGGUCAGCAAUGACUCCAGUACCUGUGAUCGAUUGUCUAAGACAUCACUAUUGUGCAAAAAAAAGAAACAUGGGUUGAUGAUGGAAAGUAAAAUAAUCCGUUCUUAUAACCGUAGGGUAACUGAACCCUUAACCUGUAGGAAAUGUGGCAAGGCACGGACAUCCUUGCUUCACACCCAAUAUUCUGGUUAUUGGUUUUGUGCCGAAAAAGAAACCAUCAGUUUAGAGGAGUGGAGAUUGGAGACAAAAGAAAAGAUUAAAAAACGGAAAUUGCAAAUACUAAAGUAAAAAAGAAAAGCCUUGAUAAACUUGUGGGACAGAUUCAUGAGCAGUGAUAUAUGUACUGUGUUUUUUUUAAGAUUUCUGAGCAUUUUUUUUUAAGCCAGUUUUUGGUUACCUUUUCUUUGGACUAAUUUAUAAACAUUGAGUUUUGGCAUUUUAAUUUUUUAUUUACUUUUUGAAAAUCUAACACUAAUGAGAGAAAAGAAGUAAAGAAGUCUUGUGAGUGCAGAAGUUAAGAGAAUAAUAUGUUUAGUGCAUUCAUUUUGUUUUAAUUGCUGUUAACUCCCCAGUAAACAAUACAAUAUUUUUAUGCAAUCUGUUUUUAGGUUUUAAAUAUUGUACAAUACAUAUUGUAAAGAUAACAUUACUACUGUAACUUAUAAAUAGAAAUGAUUAUACAAGUAGAAUAAGA